Messenger RNA from Adineta ricciae, 1656 nucleotides. The record is from the annotation of a GenBank genome assembly. NCBI's taxonomy places the organism in Eukaryota, Metazoa, Rotifera, Eurotatoria, Adinetida, Adinetidae.
AUGGUGCCUUACGUAGAAGAAGGAACAGAUUCCAUGCUUUCGAAUCGAAAUGUAACUCGUUCACCAGAUGAAAUCCUUGUAUCUGAGAAUCGAGUCGAUGGCAUUUUUUGUCGCAAGAAGAAGAAACCGAAUCGGGUUCGAAAACAAACGAAAAUUACCGAUCACCAAAUUGAACGAACAAUCAUCAUGGUCAUCGAAUAUAAUAAACACAAUUAUAUUGGCACACUUACGAAUACACAAUAUCUCAGCACAUUCGGUUACGUUUACAACGAACUAACUUUACAAGUUUCGACAGGACUGGUCUUACCCGGAACGACUGAUCCUCAGUAUCAACAAUUUCAUUUCGUACCACAGAAUCCACGACAAUACUAUCAACAAAAAACGCCAUAUCAGCAAACAUACAAUUCAGUUCUAACUCCACGCGUCAAUUUGUUUUUGUAUUCUCUAUCUGUAUACAAACCCACGUGUUUAACUCGUUCUUCACCAAUGUGCGCCAAGGGCGACAAAAUAUAUAUGACAAACAUGACUGAAUCAACCACUAACAAAAUGGACGACUCCUUUCCAACGAAAAUGCUCGCUGCACAGCAGACUGGCUAUGGUGAAGUACGUAAUGUAAUUACUCUUGGGAACGAAGUACCCGUUCCUCGACAAUUAUCGUCAAAUCAAAUUCUCGUUAAAGUUUACGCUGCAUCAAUCAAUCCAGUUGAUUGGAAACUACUCAAUGGCAAUAUGUCACUGAUUAUUCGACCUUCAUUUCCACAUAUACCUGGAAAAGAUGUUGCAGGAGUUGUUGUGGAUAUUGGUGCAUCUGUGAAACGUUUUCAAAUCGGUGAUGAAGUUUACGGAAAUCUUCAUAUGGAUGACGGUAGUUAUGCCGAAUACGUUCGAGGAAAUGAAGGAAAUUUUGCUUUGAAACCAAAGAAUUUAUCAAUGAUUGAGGCGGCUGCUGUGCCUCUAGCAUGUGAAACGAGCUAUCAAGCGUUGUUCGUUAAAACAUCACCACCUGUCGGAGCACAAACUAAAGUAUUUAUCUGUGGUGGCGCUACAGCAACAGGAUUAUACGCGAUACAGAUGGCGAAAGCAGUUGGAGCUCAUGUGGCUACCACGUGUUCACAACGAAAUUUUAAUGUGAUGGAAAAAGUCGGAUAUAAAAUUGUACAAGACGUUAAUGAAGUUAAUGAUGAUCCACAACAAUUGUUGGUCAUCGAUUACAACAGUAAAAAUUUUGGAGAUAUAUUAAAAGAUCAAAACUAUGACCUUGUCUACGAUUGUGUCGGUGGCGAACAACAAUGGAUAGCGGCAAAACAGAUCCUUAGACAAGGUGGUCAGUUUGUAACUAUAGCUGGUGACGAUCCAGAAGCAUCGGUGUCUCUGAAGUCUGCAGUAACGAUUGGACCUCGUCUUUUAUCGAGAAAAUUGGGUUCUGUUUUUGGAUCCUCGCAUCAUGGUUAUAUAUUUCAUUUGCUUAGUCCAGUUUCUUCUGAACUUGACCUUAUACGCAGUGAAUUUAUCGAAACGGGCAAAGUCAAAUCACUGAUCGAUACAGUUUUCGAUUGGCGAACGGAGGGUGUUGAAGCUUUGUACAAAUUGUAUGAAAAAUCAAAAAGUGGCAAAGCUCAAGGAAAACUAAUUUUGAAAAUCGCUGACGUUCAAUGA